UCAGAAUGCAGUGCUCAACGGCUUACCUUUUGGUCACCUUGGUUUUCUCUGGUCUGGUGUUUAAAAAUGUCCCUGCACAGAGCACAGAUGGAUAUCUCCUUUCUCCUGAUGUUAUUCUGCAAAAUAGUAAUGAACUGCCGCACUCGCAGAGCAGCGAGGAAGCUUUAAAUGAAGAAUUGAGAAGUCUUGAUUUGGAGGAAAUUAAGGAUAUUGUCCAGUCAUCAUUUAGUAAAAGCAAAAGCCCCAUCUUGAGUAAAUUAUCUAGCUCUCUGGCCAACCUACCUUUGAGGUUUGGAAGAGCCUCUCAGCCCAUUGCUAACCUUCCCUUAAGGUUUGGAAGAGAACUGGAGAAAACAGAGCGGUCACCCAAGGCUAUAGUCAAUCUGCCACAGCGCUUUGGUAGAUCUGCUCUUCUAACCUUGUCACUAUUACCAGAGGCAAGUCAUCCACCGCGAACUGCCAGGUCAUCACGUCCAUAUGCUACUCUUCCUCAGAGAUUUGGAAGAGACCCAGUGGGAAAGAAGCCAUCUCACUUUUCUGUGAUGCUUCCACUUCGGUUUGGUCGUGUUCCCCAGCUAAGAAGCAGAUAGUGGCAGAAAUGGAAACAACGUAACCAAUGUGCGAUUAAAGCUUUCAAGAUGAGUGCAAGCUUGUUUCCACAUGAUAUUGAUGAACACUUGGUUGAGUUAUUAGUGAUGUGUGUAAAAAAAUCCAGCAUUAUUUUUGGUUUAUAUUGAUUCAAUGCAUUGAAUAAUGUAUCAACGAUAACCAUUGCCCUGUAUGUUACUUGUCAUUGCCAGACAACAGUAAUUACUCCUGAAUCUUUUGAGUCAUUUUAAGCCAUCAGGUCUAUUAUUAUGCAGACUCCUAGCACUUACUUCAGUCAAUCUUCUGUUAUGGGUCUUCCUACUUACUUGUUUCCCUUUAAGUUCUGUAUUUUUUUUCCAAUAUUAGGACUUUUAUCUUAGAAUUUUUAUCUUUUUUUUUUUUAAAACCUCUCUUAAACUACCUCUAUUAUUGUUUGUUUCUGAUUAGCCUUUGUUUGUUCAUACCCAAUUUUUACAUCCUGCAAGUGAUAGUUUCACAAAAUCCUUCUCAGCACAAGACCUUCAUAUCUGUCAAGAUUUUUUGACUCAAUGGACAGUUAAUUUAAACGUGAGCAUGACAUUCUCCACUAAUCAAAUGAAUGCAGUAUCAUAAAAGCGUUCAAACUAUCAACACUGUAUAAAUGUUAAACAACCCAAUCAUGUAUUAUAUUUGUGCUUUCUAUAUGUUAUCGCUUUCUAGUCAAGAUUAUAAAAAAUGGUUACCCCCCAGGAUACUAAAAUAUCAGAAAAAUAAAAGAGGAGUAAAUCAAAUAUAACAUUGCAUCCAUUCCAUUUAAUUAGUUUAUUUGUUAAAUAAAAAUAUUUUUCAAAAAGACUCAGUGGUGAUUAUUUUUGAGGAUUAUUUUUUCCAUGAAAUUAUAAGACAACAAUUAUGUUGCUGGUGAAAUAAUAGAAAACACAUUUUUAUAAAUGAGCAUUGUAUGGUGGCAGUUCAGAGUAAUUCAGUUUUCAGGUACCCUAAAGAAUGAAAGGCUACUUUUGUGUAAACAAGAUAUAUUUUAAAGGUUUCAUAUUAAUUUCCAGA
Messenger RNA from Polypterus senegalus (gray bichir), 1632 nucleotides. It is a transcript of the gene npvf, whose product is annotated as neuropeptide VF precursor. Gene Ontology annotation, biological process: negative regulation of gonadotropin secretion; neuropeptide signaling pathway. The transcript is spliced from 2 exons. The coding region runs from base 6 to 590 and encodes 194 amino acids. The record is from RefSeq and is a predicted model, not a curated record. Lineage: Eukaryota; Metazoa; Chordata; Cladistia; Polypteriformes; Polypteridae. Gene Ontology annotation, molecular function: signaling receptor binding.